This is a messenger RNA of Vollenhovia emeryi, 1174 nucleotides long. RefSeq lists its product as uncharacterized. Gene Ontology annotation, molecular function: chitin binding. The record is from RefSeq and is a predicted model, not a curated record. The coding region runs from base 209 to 694 and encodes 161 amino acids. The transcript has a single exon. Gene Ontology annotation, cellular component: extracellular region. NCBI's taxonomy places the organism in Eukaryota, Metazoa, Arthropoda, Insecta, Hymenoptera, Formicidae.
UAUUAUCGUUGAUAACAUUAAAAUUAGAGAUGUGAAUCUCCGAGGCAGAAAAUGCGCGGAUUCGUGAUAAGGCCAAAGAGAAUUGUCUUCAUUUUAUCUCACUUUACAUCCCGAUAAAUGAGCGUAUGAUUAACACAAUUAAACCAUAAACCUUCCCGCUAUAAAUAAAUCUGAGAUUCUUGUCAGACCGAAUCUUUCGAUCGUAACAAUGAGUCGUUUGUCGAUCGUCGUUCUUUUGUGUCUUUAUCCCUCUUUCAAAAUCGUCGAGGGUCAGCUCACGGCAAAGCCUAUCUGCACCGAAGAAGGUGCCUUCGAGAUUAACGACGGGACUUGUAAAAACUACUAUCUGUGUGUGGACGAUGGAGAAAAAUUCACGCCGGUGAUGCUAUCGUGCAGCAAUAUCGCCAUAUUCGAUACUUCCAUGCGUAAAUGUGUGCCUGAAGGCACGGCUGUCUGUCAACAAACGACGACAAUGGCACCAUCGACCACGUCGGCACCGCUCUGCGUUAGAUACGGCAGAUUCUCAAUACUGGACGUGGAAUGUAAGAAAUAUUAUUUAUGUUAUUGGGACGGCGCCCGCUAUAUCAUAAUGGACAAUCUUUCGUGUCCGAACGUCCUGGUAUUCAACCCAACCUCCGAAAAAUGUGUACCGCCACAAAUGUAUACAUGUCCAGGAAUAACCGAGGGGAAAUAGGGACGAUGGAACGAUACAACCAUACUGUGUGCGUUUACAAUCUAUAAAAUGCUUAUGUAUUAUUUUAUUAAAUGACGGCGUGCGCUAAAUUCAACACCUAUUGUACAUCUGUCAUUAGAAGGAUCACUUUGUGUGAUCGAAACGUCUCGAGAUAAUUAUUUAUAUUUCGAUGUAUUAAAUUUUAUAUAUUUCACACAUAACGUCUGUGUUGACUCCUAUUGCCUAUUUCUUGGUCCGUUUUUUAUAAAAUGUUUGUGUAGUUUCACAAAAUUGUAUUGUAUAAUCAAUCACCAUGAAUAUUAACAAUUAUUAAAUUGUUUGUCGAAAUAGAAAUAAAUAUUGUAUUUAUUGUCCAAAUUCAUGUUUCCUCUAAUUAUACGUGUUUGCUGAUUAAUAGGAAAUUGAUUGAAAGUGACAAAAGAAUUAUAUCGUAUAUGUAAAAAAUGCUAUACCAAUUUUCGAUAAAGAGAGAUUAGAGAU